GAGUGCCCGAGCCGCCAGCGCCCAGCUCGGCACCGCCGCACCGCACCGCACCGCACCGCGCCGCGCCGUUCCCGCACCGCGCCGUUUCCGCACCGCACCGCACCGCACCGCGCGGCCGGACUUCGCUGCGCUCCCGGCGCCGCGCCCCGCACGGCACUGCGCCGCGCCUCACUGCGCGCCCCCUUCUCUCUCCGCAGCCCUGACAGUAACUCUCCCACGCCCGUGGUGUUUUGUUUUGCCUUUUUUUUUCUUUUCGAGUCUCUGUUUUUUUCCCUUUUGUUAUUGCUUUUUUGUUUGUUUUUUUUUUUUGUUUGUUUGUUUUGGUUUUUUUUUUUUAGCGACAGCUCUCAAACCUACUUUGGGGUCUUAAAACGAAACCGUACACCAUUUCACUGUGGACAUUACACCCUCUUACAGAUAUGGGAGACAUGGGAGACCCACCAAAAAAAAAACGCCUGAUUUCCCUAUGUGUUGGUUGCGGCAAUCAGAUUCACGAUCAGUAUAUUCUGAGGGUUUCUCCGGAUUUGGAAUGGCAUGCGGCGUGUUUGAAGUGUGCAGAGUGUAAUCAGUAUUUGGACGAGACCUGUACGUGCUUUGUUAGGGAUGGCAAAACCUACUGUAAAAGAGAUUAUAUCAGGUUAUACGGCAUCAAGUGCGCCAAGUGCAGCAUCGGCUUCAGCAAGAAUGACUUCGUGAUGCGCGCCCGCGCCAAGGUGUACCACAUCGAGUGUUUCCGCUGCGUGGCCUGCAGCCGCCAGCUCAUCCCCGGCGAUGAAUUCGCGCUGCGGGAGGACGGCCUCUUCUGCCGGGCGGACCACGACGUGGUGGAGCGGGCCAGCCUGGGCGCCGGGGACCCGCUCAGCCCCCUGCACCCCGCCCGGCCGCUGCAGAUGGCAGCAGAACCUAUCUCUGCCAGACAGCCAGCUUUGCGACCCCAUGUCCACAAGCAGCCCGAGAAGACCACCCGAGUCCGGACUGUCCUUAAUGAAAAACAGCUUCACACCUUGAGGACCUGCUAUGCUGCCAACCCCAGACCUGACGCCCUCAUGAAAGAGCAACUGGUAGAAAUGACUGGCCUCAGCCCGAGGGUCAUCAGGGUUUGGUUUCAAAACAAGAGGUGCAAGGACAAAAAAAGGAGCAUUAUGAUGAAGCAGCUUCAGCAGCAGCAACCCAAUGACAAAACUAAUAUCCAGGGGAUGACAGGAACUCCGAUGGUGGCUGCUAGUCCGGAGAGACAUGACGGCGGUUUACAGGCGAACCCAGUGGAGGUGCAGAGUUACCAGCCGCCCUGGAAAGUACUGAGUGACUUCGCAUUGCAGAGUGACAUAGACCAACCUGCUUUUCAGCAACUAGUUAAUUUUUCAGAAGGAGGACCCGGUUCCAAUUCUACUGGAAGUGAAGUAGCAUCAAUGUCCUCUCAGCUGCCAGAUACGCCCAACAGUAUGGUAGCCAGUCCUAUUGAGGCAUGAGGAACAUGCAUUCAGUUUUCUGUUGUGUUGUUUCUGCCCUUACCCUCACCCCUGUUGGAAAGAGUGGGAAAGUGAUCGUGUUGAGACUCCGAAAUUUAGGGGGGAAAGUAUUUAACAACCCUGUAAUGAACCUAGCAAGGAACUGCUUCAUGAAAUGAACGGAGUCAUGUUUGAAAAGACAAGGUAAUAUGGUAGCAACACUGUGAAGACAAUCAUGGGAUCUUACUAGAAUAAAUACUAAAAAAAAAAAAAAAAAAAAAAAAGAAAAAAACACACAAAAACCAACAACAACAAAAAACCAACAAAGCAAAACAAACUGUGCUAUUCAAUUAUCUUAAGGGGAUCGAAAAGACGUUUUCAAAACGUAAAGCAUUUGUACUCGUGGAUCUCAAAAAAAAAAAAAGAAAAAAGAAAAAAAAAAUUCAUUUGACUGCACAUCUUAGAGAGCAAGGUAGAGGGACUUCCUAUCCAGUCCCUCCCAAUCCGAAUGGUGCUGUUUCUAUAUUGGUGAUUGCCUUGCCAAAAGGAGCUCCAGUAGGUUUUUCAUCAUCAGGAAAGAGACUAUUUAGCCUUGCAUUGUUGAAAGAUUCAUUGCAGGAAGGUGGAGCUGCAUUGGUUUGCAAUGUUGUUUUUAGUUGACUCUUAACAAGGGGUUGUUUCCUGGGUCUCUUCUAGCAUGUACUGUAGUGGGGAUUUGAUUUUGUUUAGUUGAGAUCCACUCUCUAUCAAGUUAAAGCGAUUAAAAAUAGGUUUUUGAAUUAUUCUUUAAAAACCAAUUUGUAAAAGCAUUGCAACAAGGUAUACCUCUAUUUUGCCACAAAGCGUCUCGGGAUUGUGUUUGAAAUGUGUCCGUCCAAGAACCUUCCCCUCCCCCAAAGAUGUGUAUAGUCAUUCGUUAAAACGACUGUUUUUCUCUCUUACUCUUUCUCUCUCACUCUCUAGAAAUAAAGAGGAAAAAGUAAAAAAAAAAAAAAAAAAAGAAAAAGAGAAAAGAAAAAGAAAAAAACCCAUCCUUUUUGUUUGCUCUUGCAUUGCAAAAUUAUAAAGUAAUUUAUUAUUUAUUAUCGGAAGACUUGCCACUUUUCAUGUCAUUUGACUAUUUUUUUGUUUGCUGAAGAAAAAAAAAAAGAAAAAGAAAAAAAGAAAAAAAAAAAAGAAAAGGUUGUACCGUGGUCUUUGAAUUAUAUGUCUAAUUCUAUGUGGUUUUUGUCCUUUUUUUUCUUAAAUAUUAUGUGAAAUAAAAGCGCCAUAUGUAGAAUUAUUAUAUCUUCAGGACUAUUUCACUAAAUAAGCGUUUGGAAUAGAGAAAAUAAUAAUAAUAUUAAUAUUAAAUAAUGAACAAAGUUCCCUCUUCUAAAUAUUUACAAGUUAGCAGCUAAAAUACCUGAAAUAAAAUAUUGCAUGCAAAGCAGGUCGUUAGUGAAUAAAAGGAGUGUGAUAUUUUAUUGCAAGUAUUCACGACCAGCUUGUAAAUUCCGUUUCAACAACUAUAUCAGGGCUAGUUGGAUGCCUUAGCUUUCAAUCGAUAACGUUAGAAACUCUCUUGUUAGUGUUUCCCCCACCCCAUCCCUUGCCCUUAAAAAUGAUAUUACUCUAGGCAUGAUCUGACUUAACGUUAAGACAUCUAAAGAACUGUGAGCUCAGGCUUUUUGCUGAGUUCCAUUAUUUUUAAAAUAAUAAUAAAAAGAAAGAAAGUGCUGUAUACCAAAGCCUCGUUGUUGAGAUUGUUGAAGUGACCUGUACUUUAAGUAUAAGCUCCUGAUAAAAGGGACGCUUUUUGCUUAACAAGUCAAGUAUGACCAUUAUUUAUCAGUGUCUGCUGUCAAAACGAUUGAAAAAUGCUGCAGGAGGAAUAUAUUGAGGGGAUAUUGCUAUGAAAUUGCACGAAUGGUGUUCCUUAUUUUCUGUCGACUUCCCUCUCUUCACUCCCUCUUUUCUUCCUUUUUUAAUUCGUGGGGGAGAGGGUGGUGAAAGCUAGAAAUGUGGGCGAUUUUUUGGGGAUAAGUAGAAAGAAGAAGGAGGAGGAGGAGAAGCAAAAAAAAAAAAAAACCCACAAAAAACCACAAACCCCCACAAACAUAGGAAAGGGUUGUUUUUGCUCCAAUCCAAGUGCUCCCUAGUGCUCCUGGCCAGCACAAGACAAGGGCUUGCUUUAAGAAACCCUUAACUGGAAUAUACAGAGAUUUUUAGUCUGACAAAGACAAGUUGGUUUGCAUGACAGUCACUCCAAACCCUAAUGUUUUCUUAACAUAACCUUCUUUUUCCUCCCUCCUCACCAUCUCAGCCCACCCUGAGCAAGCUCAGCUAUAGAGACAAACCAUUUCGACAGUACAGAGAACAUUAAAAAAAAAAAAAAAGUUAAAAGUCUAAUACAAGGAUUUAAAUCAUUCUGAUUAGAAACUGGAUUCAUUUUGUAUGCUCAAGUGUAAUACAUUUUUGAGUACUUGAUAAAUAUUUAAAU
Messenger RNA from Falco peregrinus (peregrine falcon), 3930 nucleotides. It is a transcript of the gene ISL1, whose product is annotated as ISL LIM homeobox 1. Gene Ontology annotation, molecular function: cis-regulatory region sequence-specific DNA binding; DNA-binding transcription factor activity, RNA polymerase II-specific. Gene Ontology annotation, cellular component: nucleus. The coding region runs from base 420 to 1469 and encodes 349 amino acids. The transcript has 6 exons. The record is from RefSeq and is a predicted model, not a curated record. Lineage: Eukaryota; Metazoa; Chordata; Aves; Falconiformes; Falconidae. Gene Ontology annotation, biological process: neuron fate specification; axonogenesis; positive regulation of transcription by RNA polymerase II.